AUGGGUGACUGGAGCUUCCUGGGGAACAUUCUAGAGGAGGUGAACGAGCACUCGACGGUGAUCGGCCGCGUGUGGCUCACCGUGCUCUUCAUCUUCCGCAUCCUGAUCCUGGGCACGGCGGCCGAGUUCGUGUGGGGCGACGAGCAGUCCGACUACGUGUGCAACACGCAGCAGCCCGGCUGCGAGAACGUGUGCUACGACGAGGCCUUCCCCAUCUCGCACAUCCGCCUGUGGGUGCUGCAGAUCAUCUUCGUGUCCACGCCCUCGCUGGUCUACGUGGGCCACGCCGUGCACCACCUCCACAUGCAGGAGAAGCGCAAGGAGCGCGAGGAGGCGGCCGAGCUCCUCCUCUCCCGCCCGCCCGGGGACCAGGCCAGCGUGCGCACCUCCAAGGAGACGACGGGCGCCAAGGGCGGCAAGAAGUUCCGUCUGGAGGGCACGCUGCUGCGGACCUACGUCUGCCACAUCAUCUUCAAGACGCUGUUCGAGGUGGGCUUCGUGGCGGGCCAGUACUUCCUGUACGGGUUCCGCAUCCUGCCGCUGUACCGGUGCAGCCGCUGGCCCUGCCCCAACACCGUGGACUGCUUCGUGUCGCGGCCCACCGAGAAGACGGUCUUCAUCCUCUUCAUGCUGGCCGUGGCCUGCGUCUCGCUCUUCCUCAACUUCGUGGAGAUCGGCCACCUGGGCCUGAAGAGGAUCCGCCAGGUGUUCCGGAAGCCUCCGCGCGGCCACGGCGAGGGAGAGGACGGCCUCGGCCUGCCCCCCCAGAGACGCCUGCCGUCGCUCGCCUCGCCGCUGCUCUGCUCCGCGGGGUACCGGCUCCUGGAGGAGGAGGAGCAGCGCGCCACCCCGCACUACUACCCGCUCACAGAGGUGGGCAUGGAGGCGGGCAGGGUGACGCUGUCGUCCUACGCCCAGACCACCGAGAUCUGUGACGAGAUCCUGGAGGAGGAGGAGGAGGAGGAGGAGCAGGAGGAUGAGGAGAGUACAGCUGUACAGCUGGAGGAGGUGACAGAGGAGGAGGUGCCGGAGGGAGAGGCCCUGAAGCCACAGGAGGUUAGCAUGGAGGCAGAGGAUCUGGUGGACGACGCCAGGAGUCUCAGUCGUCUCAGUAGAGGCAGCUGCAGAGCACGCUCAGACGACCUCACCAUAUGA
This is a messenger RNA of Sardina pilchardus (European sardine), 1155 nucleotides long. RefSeq names its product gap junction alpha-8 protein-like. Gene Ontology annotation, cellular component: connexin complex. Gene Ontology annotation, biological process: gap junction-mediated intercellular transport; cell-cell signaling. The transcript has 5 exons. Bases 1 to 1155 code for a protein of 384 amino acids. The record is from RefSeq and is a predicted model, not a curated record. Gene Ontology annotation, molecular function: gap junction channel activity. NCBI's taxonomy places the organism in Eukaryota, Metazoa, Chordata, Actinopteri, Clupeiformes, Clupeidae.